CGGUGCGGGCCAGUCGGUGCGGGGCGGCUGCGCUGAGCGCUGUGCUGAGCGCUGCGCUCCCUUCCAAGAUGGAGUUUCUGCUGGGCAACCCGUUCACCACCCCGGUGGGGCAGUGCCUGGAAAAAGCUACCGAUGGCUCCCUGCAAAGUGAGGACUGGACACUUAACAUGGAAAUCUGUGACAUCAUCAAUGAGACAGAGGAAGGUCCUAAGGAUGCUAUUCGGGCACUGAAGAAGAGGCUCAAUGGAAACAAAAACUACAGGGAAGUGAUGCUGGCGUUAACGGUGUUGGAAACCUGCGUGAAGAACUGUGGCCAUCGCUUUCACGUCCUUGUGGCAAAUCGAGAUUUCAUCGAUGGCGUCCUCGUGAAAAUCAUCUCCCCCAAGACUAACCCUCCUACCAUUGUCCAGGAUAAAGUUCUAGCUUUGAUUCAGGCUUGGGCUGAUGCUUUUCGAAGUAGCCCCGAUCUCACUGGCGUGGUGCAUAUUUAUGAGGAGCUGAAAAGAAAAGGGAUCGAGUUUCCCAUGGCAGACUUAGAUGCCCUCUCGCCAAUACACACACCACAGCGGAGUGUUCCCGAAGUAGACCCAGCAGCAAACAUGCACCGAUCCCAGUCUCAGCAGAGGAUGAGCACCGGGCCCUAUUCCGCCCCUUCUCCUACAUCCUACACAGCUCCUCAAGCCCCGUCUUUGAAUGUGACUGGACCGAUCACCGCCAAUUCAGAACAGAUCGCCAGACUGCGGAGUGAAUUGGAUGUUGUCCGUGGAAACACCAAAGUCAUGUCCGAGAUGCUAACAGAAAUGGUCCCCGGACAAGAAGAUUCGUCUGACCUUGAGUUGCUGCAGGAACUGAACCGGACCUGUAGAGCUAUGCAGCAGCGAAUUGUGGAACUCAUCUCCCGGGUGUCCAACGAAGAAGUCACCGAAGAACUGCUGCACGUGAAUGACGACUUAAAUAAUGUCUUCCUCAGAUAUGAGAGGUUUGAACGAUACAGGUCAGGUCGUUCCACCCAAAACGCCAGUAAUGGAGUUUUGAAUGAGGUGACAGAGGAUAACUUAAUAGAUCUGGGUCCUGGGUCCCCAGCGGUAGUGAGUCCGAUGGUUGGAAAUGUGGUACCGCCAUCUUCUCUCUCCUCACAGCUUGCGGGCCUUGACUUGGGGACGAACAGCGUCAGUGGAACUCUCAGCUCGCUCCAGCACUGUAACCCCCGAGAUGACUUUGACAUGUUUGCCCAGACGAGAGGAAGUUCCCUGGCUGAGCAACGUAAAACGGUAACCUAUGAGGAUCCUCAGGCCGUUGGAGGAAUGACUUCCGCCCUGGACAUUCGAAAACAAAACCCUGGAGUGAGGAGAGGGAAAGGUGGGAAUUCUGUCAUGGAGCCUAUAGACAAGUGGCUAAUUACACAAGGAAUGAUCCCCGUUGCUCAGUCCUCUGUUAUGGAUGACAUUGAGGUGUGGCUCAGUACAGACUUGAAAGGUGAUGAACUAGAGGAAGGAGUCACAAGCGAAGAGUUUGACAAGUUUCUAGAAGAAAGGGCCAAAGCUGCUGAAAUGGUUCCUAAUUUACCCUCGCCACCUGCGGAGGCACCGGCCCCCCCAACGAAUCCUCCUGGCAGGAAGAAGUCAGAGCGUUCUGAAGAUGCCCUUUUUGCCCUGUGAGGAGACCUCUUGGUCAUCAUCCUCGUGCUCUGCAGAAGAAUGUUGCCCUCUGGUCGUACCAUCUUUUCUCCAGCCAUGGCAACCAGCACCAUGUCUCCUCCCGCUUCCUCCUCUGAUGGAAUCUCUUCUGUCUUUGAAAGGAAGCGCCACAUUGGAACCCCGUUCGGUUUCCCAUCAGACUCUUCAACCCUCGCUUUUAGCCACCUUUUUCCAUCUGGGCUGUGUGAUAGCGGGCUGCUCUGCUGAAACCCACCCGUCUCUCCUAUUUUCCAUCACUUCCUGAAAAGUGAAGCUGCAUGAAUUCCAUUUACCCUAUUAAAACCCAGGUCUACCCGAAAAAGUGGCUGGAGCGGAGGAUCCCGAAGCCGAGGUGGUCUAGGUCCUCCGUUGCAGGCCGGUCUUGGGUGAUUGGCUGGUGGUACAAGCCGUCCCUGAAUGAAGCAGCAGGGAGGAGCUUUGCAUCCCCAGCUCCAAAUCUAAAUUCGUGUACCCUGCUGAAGGUAGGAAGCCAAGAACUCAGCCGUCCCCCUCUUUCACCAUUCUGUCCCCCGCUCUCCCGACACAGUGUUUCUAAAGAUGAAGCCCUCUGAGUUUUUCUUGCUUCCGUUAUUUUUCCCCUCUUUCAGAAACACUGACUCGGGGAGACUUGAACGGGGUGAUCCGAUUGGAGUUCAUCUGGCUUCCCUCCUUCAGCUUUCCAUCAUGAUAGUUGAAGUUGGCAUGGUUAAAGCAUAACGGUGUUUGGAGGGCCCAGCAUUGUGAACAUCUGUCUCUCCAGGGUUUGUUGGUCUCCGUUAUAGUGCGUGUGUCACAGUGUUGACUGAGAGGUUUGGUUUCCUCAUUCAGAGGAUACCCCCCUUCUUGUUUUUCUUUGCAGUCAUCCUCUGGGAAAGACCCUGCUGUCAGGCUGUGUACAUUAAAUGUUGUCCUCUUGCCUGGUGGAACUUGAAAUUCCACCUAGGAAUGCCUGCUGGGUUGGUGGAGGUGGGGAGGUGCCGUACUCAGACACUGGGUUGGAGGGGAAAGCUAGCGGUUAAGUCCAUCUGUGGAAACUAACGUUGACCCAUUCACGUGUCGACCACGGGGCCCUCUUUCUUGUUGACAUCAACUGACAUUGACAACACUAACCAGAGCUUUGGAAACAGAAAGGUUUCCUCGCCCGGGCCCUUUCCUCUACGGGGUUGGGGGGCACUGACCAGGUUGCUUUGACGUCUCUACCUCCUAAAAGCCAUCUGAUCAUUAGGGAUGACCAGCCACACGGUUCUGCUGGUCUGCCCAGACCGCGACAAGAUCGAUGGGUGAGAUGACACUAAGGCACAGCUGCGCUUCUCCAGACUCUGGGCUGGGCUGGCUUCCACAGAGCAAAUUGAGAUUCUAAACCUUUCGUGGUGGAAUGUCCUGGAACAUUUAUUUCCUCACUCUUCCUGCCCCCCGACAGCCUGCAGCGAGCGAGCCAGGGUUUGUUGGGAGUCCGGAGAAGCCAACUAACAAGGUUGAAUGGCCCUGCAGAGAGGAGCCCAGGGAUGUGUCUGAAAAGACCCUGAGCACACAAACAACCCUUCUCACAAGACUUAUAUUCCUUUAGUGGGGUUGGAAAUACGAGAGGAGCAGGGGAUUUUUGACUAGGGAUCUGCCCCUACUUUCCACUGCCCGCCAACCUCCUUUCCCCAGAACCCUGAGCCUACGUGGCCCCGGGCAGAGCAGCUGGGCGGUGGGUGACCUUGCCGCUGUACUGAAACUGGAAGGAAAAUGCCGCCGCAGCCAAAAGAGCUGCCCUUUUGACUUCCCUUUUCAGGCACUGAUUGAAGUUGGCUAACACCAGCCUCCCCUCUGCCAGUUUUGGGAGCACUGGCUUCAACCAGCUGAUGCACCGCAGUCUGACCCAAGCUUGGCCGAACCUGCUUCAUUCAGGCUCGUUGGAUCAAAGUCUGCUCCCAUUGUGACUUGGGCAGAAAUGUCUGCAGUUAGAACCUGGACCCAGGGGUAGCCCUGGGUCGGCUCUGCCUCCCGACGGUCCACCUUAUCCUGUGCGGUUUCAGCCAGCUCUGGCCUCUCCGGUCGUCAGCCUCCUUGGGCAAGUGGGCUUGGAGACCCAGCCCCUGUUAGCAAAAAACUGACCUCGUUGACAUAUAACCUCAGGGAGGAAACGAUAUUUCCUAGGCAAGGGCCAGGCUCUGGAGACCCGACUAAGCAGCUUCAGGUUCCGGGCCAGCCCGAACGUGGUUCUUGUAGCCCAGACGGAGGCCAGAUUUGGCACCAGCUAAUUAUCACGGUGAAUUCUUUCAGCAGCGGUGCGAGCCCCUCAAAAUCUCCAGACCCAGCUGAGCACCAACUGGCCCCCGCCUUUGGAGAAGAGCAUAGUGGGUGACAGGGAAGUGUAGCGAGGCUAGCCAGAGGAGUGCUGCCCAGCAAAGCCCCGUGGCCAUUCCUCCCCCAGGGAAGCUGAGAGGAGGGCAGCUAGCAUAUUGAAACCAGGUUGCUUCCAACUACAACUAGAAAUGUGCCAGAGAUCACUGGCCCAGACCCUUAAGAUUGGACUGCUGGUUUCCCUCCUGCAAACCUUUCUUUCUUGGGCCUCUUCUCUCGUAACCUCUUCCUUUCUCAUGUGGUGGUGGUCUCGAGCUCUCCCCACCUCCUCCCUGCACAUGUUGUUCAUCCUCCCUUUCUCUUUUCUCUCUUUCGUGAGCAUGUCUUUCCAAAGGUUUUAGUGGGCGGCAUGGCUUCUCCCUGUUGCCUUUUCUUCCUGGAAGCCAUAAAUGCAAAGCUGGUGCUAGAAGGGAGAUGUCGGAGACAGCUCAUGGUAAACCAAGGGAGCCAAGUGUCUUUCCUUGGCCUUCCGGGACCAUCUUCCACCAGAAGCAGGAACAGCCUUGGAGUUUCCGGAGUGGGCCAUCGUGGUCUCACCGUCUUUCUGCCCCACCUUGAUUUAGUUAUUUCCACUGUCCCAUUGCUGCCAGGGAUCUCAAUUUCCCAACCCAUAGUUGGGCUCCAGAGAAUCUACUCAAGAUCAUCUGGAUUGUUUUGUGAAUCAUCGCGGGAGGAGGUGACUAUCUUAGACCACACAGACAAUAGCAAGAGGAUUUCUUUCAUCUGCCUGGAAUAAGGCAUCUCCUUGAGAUGAGUCCCAAAUCAAACCCCCAUCUUCCCUGUUGGGUGGAAGAUGGCUAUGCCUCUCUCUGCCAUUUCUCCCUGUUUCUUGGAUCCGUUUCCCUUGUCCAUCACAGGCAGCUCAUCUAACCCUGUUUAUCCCAGUCCUGAGGAAACAACAUGGCUGAAGUAGAGUGUUAUAUUUAGAAAAUUUGGUCGCUGACUCUUGAGGGGGGAUUCUCCAAAGCAGGGGAAUGGGGGUACAGCGGCUUUACCUCUGCAUUGUUCUAGCUAGCAGUUUAGGAGCAAUGUACCAUUGCUGGGCAUUCACUGUUUCCGGUCACCCAUGUGAACCCCUCCCCAGAACAGGGAGGUCUCUAGUCUUCCCUUCUCGGUGGAAAGAAAGAGCUGAAGCAAAGUCCCCACCGCCGAGUCUGGCUUUCCACCUCACCCACUCAGAGGCGGCUGUGUGGGCAGUGGCUUCGUGCCUGUCGUUCUAAUUUGUCCUUUUAGAAUCAGCUUUCUGGCUCUGAGCGCUAGUCCUCCCUCUCCGCUCUUCUCAGCAAGGUGGAGAUAGCGUGGUUUUGAAUAGCUGCAGUGGUUGGCAGAUUUUUGCCCCCUGCCCCUGCCGCGCUGUCCAUGAAGUAGGGUGAGGGCACAUAUCCUGGGGAAGAGAGGAGGCCCUGCGCCCAGAGGGGCUGGGUCCAGCGUACAAGAUUCAGUGUCCAUAAGUAGACAGAUCCCAUCUGUCACCACAUCCUGGUAACCUCCACUAGAUUCCUGUCUCUAGUGGCGCACUGCAGUCGAGAAAGCCCCGCCUUAGCUCUCGCUCACACGUGUUCUUUCUGACCGCUAGCCAUUUGGAUGGAGUUGUGUAAUAUCCUGCAUCAGGAUGUCUCUCAAUCCCUUCUCGUGGCUCUGGUCCUCAUCGUGUUAGCCGGGAGGCCCCGAGGCCCUCCAGAUUCCCCGGUCUGUGCCGUCACAUCGGGUGCUGGGGGAAGGCGGACACCCGCAACUCAGCGAUGGGCUUUUGGCUUCCUCCCUCCCCCUCACUGUCAUGUUUUCUGAUGUGGGUCAGCAGAGCGAGAGAAUCACUCCUAUAUCCCACUCCACAGAGUCAGGCUGUGAAGGAGAAAAUACGAUCACUUUAGGAAGAAUCACUGUGUUAGAAAUCGCGGAUACAGUAUGUACUUAAUUAUACUAAAUUAUUGUUGGGGAUCCUUGUAAGCUCUAAUUAUAUCUGAUUAUAGGUUAAAAUAUUUAUUUUGUCACAAUAUUUUCUUCGGGGUAUAUUUAACUUCGGUAUUCUCAUUGUGUGCUGAGGUGUGAACAAUUUACUCAUUUCCAUUUUCCUACCUUUUCCUUUUGGGGGGAAUUGGGGAGGAAGGGUGUAGCUCAAAACAGUUGCAUAAAUUAGAAGCUGACCUUCAGCCAUCGCCCAGAGAGCAAUGCCCUAUGGGGGGAGCCUUACGACAUUGAAUGUCCGUUCUGAGAGAUAUGGCAUUGGUCAGCGGAGGCCAGACCUCUUGGAAAUCUGUCUUCUGUCAGUCUCCUCUGUUCUUCUGAUCCCGAGUCCCCGUCAAAACACUUUGAUCCAAGCAGCGGUGCUUUUCCUCUGCCAAGCAUAGCACAAAGUUGAAUUUCUCUUCCAGCCCCAGAGAGGAGCCCAAGAGGGCAAGUGACUCAGGAGAGAGCAUCUUCCCCGGGUUUCGAUGUGCCUCUGGAGCCAUCUCCUUUCUCUAACAUCUAGUGAUCCUAUUGGCUGCAAUACUCCCAGCCCAAUCCUCAGGUUCUUGCUGAAGAAACACUACACUGGGCAGGUUGGGGGGCUUUAUUUGCCAAAAUCCCAGUUACUAGUUCACUUUGCAGCCCCCUCUUCCUCUCCCCCCCCCCCCAUUUUACAAGCAGGUAGUCUGCCCAAACCCAGGCAGGGCCUGUAGAAGUGGAGCUCUAGCCUUGUCCUAACAGUCUAGUUCCUUAUUUCCCUCCCACCCUCCCGGGGGGAUGGCAGGCCCUGCCCCGUCCCCCUAUUACCACUCUUUAUAUUUAACCUCUGAAGCCUCAGCUUCAGACUGACAAUGAGCGCCCUGCCUAAGACACGUGGGCUGUUUUUCCUGGAAGCACUGGGACAGCCAACAGGUGCUUCUCCCCUCCCCACCCAGCCGCCCUGCCUGGCCUCUCCUCACAUACAGGUCUUCCUCCGAGGACCAGAGCAGGCCCGUGGGACUUCCUGGGAAGAAUCCAGAGAAAACAAACGGUUCAAUUGUACCACUCUGGGUUGUUCUCCUCUGAACCUCCCUCCCUGGAAGGUUUGGGCCUAGACUGGCUCUUUGCACAGUCAACCCCCUUGGCAGUUUUUGACCUUGGCACCUGCCCUCUACCGGGCUCGGGGCGGGGAGGGGCAGUCCUGGUCGCAGUGUUCCCUUCAGUAGGCCGAUUCCCCUCAUCCUCGAAGGGUUAUUUAAAGAGAUUGUUUUUUCUCUUUUCCCCCAUACACUACACACGUGGCAAUAGCAGACACUUUUUACCUGUUACUUAAAAGGAAAACACAUUACUCCAUUGACCUGAGAUUUUCCUUCUGAUCCCAUUUGGUUCAUUGGCCGAAACCCAUCUUGUCCACCUUUUGUCCCCUCUGACCCUUCACCUGAUCGGCCAGUUGGCGGUGAAUGGGCCGUUCUGGAAUUUUUCAGGGCGUACCUCUCCUCCUCUUCCGUCAAGUGUCAUUAACUCACUACUUCUCGUGUAACUCCGUGUACUAGUAGCUUCUCUCUGUAUAUUAAAGCUGUGGCUUUCCAGAUGAAAAAGGGGACCGCUAUUUAUUUACCGAAGAUGAUAUUUUUUUGAUUUAGGGUUUGGAGGAGAGAUGGGGAUGGGGUGUGUAUGUUCAAGUGGGUCAGGUUCAUUCUCAAACCGCCCGAGACUGGCUUUCAUGUUAGUGUUUUGUGUUCCCAUGGGCAAAGCCAGGGUGGGUUGGUGUGCAAGUACUUGGGGGUCAGGGUGAAACUGGUGUAUUCUCACCACUCGCUCUUGUUCCACAAACCAUCUCUCUAGUUUUGGUUCUUGCAUGUGAAAUACUCCAAUAAAAAAACACUAGUAGUGUGAACUGUACCGAGAAA
Messenger RNA from Ornithorhynchus anatinus (platypus), 7861 nucleotides. It is a transcript of the gene TOM1L2, whose product is annotated as target of myb1 like 2 membrane trafficking protein. Gene Ontology annotation, biological process: signal transduction. The transcript is spliced from 16 exons. Gene Ontology annotation, molecular function: clathrin binding; ubiquitin binding; phosphatidylinositol binding. The record is from RefSeq and is a predicted model, not a curated record. Gene Ontology annotation, cellular component: membrane; endosome. Lineage: Eukaryota; Metazoa; Chordata; Mammalia; Monotremata; Ornithorhynchidae. Bases 69 to 1658 code for a protein of 529 amino acids.